Messenger RNA from Manduca sexta (tobacco hornworm), 792 nucleotides. RefSeq names its product vegetative cell wall protein gp1-like (gene zye). Lineage: Eukaryota; Metazoa; Arthropoda; Insecta; Lepidoptera; Sphingidae. The record is from RefSeq and is a predicted model, not a curated record.
ACAAUUUCGCAUUCGAAAGAACCGCACCAAGGUCAAGAAAGGUGAGAGAUGUGAACAGCAUCAGUGAGAACAUAGCUUACUCUGCAAACGGACUGUACGCGGCCCUGGGUUCAGCUGCCUUCAUGGUACUCUCUGUCACGCUAGCCGUUUACUUAUACAAGAAAUUUCAUAGACAACAGAAAUCAACUCCUCAAGCUAACAGCCCAUGUUAAAUGUUAAAUUAAUUUUGUAAAAGGAAUAAUUGUGAUAUUAUAUUUGUAAAUGGUCACUUGCGUCACCAUUGUUUUGCUAUUUUUGUAUAAAAUGGCCGCGAUAUAAUACGAAAUCCUCACUGCCUUAGCUUAAUAUUUACAGUCGCUUUUAGAAUAUCUAUUUUAUACAUGAAAUAGUGCCAUACGGAUCAAAUAUAUUAUCAAUGCAUACUCACAAAAUGUAUAUUUGUAAUCCCUAGUCAAUGUAUGUAUUUGAAAUCAUCACAAAAAAUUAUAAAAUGUGUUUUUAUAUUUGUAUAAAAUUUUCUUGAUAAUGAAAUGAUAUACUCAUUUGUGAUAUUUUUGUUGUAAAUAUAUUUGUCAGUACAAUUAUGUGGCCAUUAAAUGUAUAUAACUAACUAACGGUGAUUUUAUGUACAUGUUGCGAAUAAAUACUAAGAAAAUGAUAUAAAUGGAGUAUAUUGUAGACACCUUUAAGGUAUGUAGCAUGUACGUAACAUCACUAAAAUCAAUUUUCAAUUUGUAAUGUUAGUAAGAUUACUUUCGAAGUCAAUCUAAGUAAAACAUUCUAUGAAUGUCA